Exaiptasia diaphana is the source of this 729-nucleotide messenger RNA. RefSeq names its product tyrosine-protein kinase Src42A-like. The transcript has a single exon. Gene Ontology annotation, molecular function: ATP binding; protein kinase activity. Lineage: Eukaryota; Metazoa; Cnidaria; Anthozoa; Actiniaria; Aiptasiidae. The record is from RefSeq and is a predicted model, not a curated record. Gene Ontology annotation, biological process: protein phosphorylation. The coding region runs from base 1 to 729 and encodes 242 amino acids.
AUGGUGCAAUUGUCUAAAACGCCUGUGAAACCAGCCAAAGCCACCAAAGAGACCAAUCUUCAAAAGGAGCAGCAUUUAUCGUCAGGAAAAACACCAAUGCCAGUCACUAUUCAGCGCAGAGACCUAACACCACAAGACGAAACCAACAUAAUUGGAAGUGGCACGUAUGGAGUUUGUUAUAAAGGUUUCUACCACGGAAAUAUACCCGUAGUCAUCAAGUCUUUCAGAAAAUCGAUUCAAAGGCACGAAGUUCAACGCGAAUCCGAAGCUCUUCAAGAUCUUCAAAGGACUCAGCACCAUAUCUCUUUGCCACUAUUGUUUGGAGUCAAUCUUGACAGCCUCUCAUUUCUUCUAGUAACGCAGUUAAACGGUGCACAAGAUAGAACCUAUGCUUUGGGCAAUGCUAUCAAGGAGAAACUUUUAAAAUUCAAGCAAUGGGUUGACUUGGCUAUUCAGCUUGCGAGAACUCUAGGCUACAUUCAAUCGUGUGGAUGGCUCCAUAAUGACUUAAAAGAGAACAAUAUAGUCGUACACUAUAUUUCUCCUGCUUGGAAUCCUGUCAUCAUUGACUUCGGCAAAAGUUGCUUGAUAAAGAAAGCAAAAGUCAAGACCAAACAACAUGAUGCAUCACGAUAUCCUUGGAUUGCACCUGAAGUGUUGCAAUACACAUCCCCGCCAUCUCAAGCGAGCGAUAUUUUUUCUUUUGGAAUGAUUUUGAAGCUGCUCUAA